UUCUCCUCCCGGAGACUUGUUGCAAUACGGGCACUGGUUGUUGGUUAGCACAGAUAGCAGUUAGCUCAGCUGGCGUUAGCACACUUUAGAAACUCGUGCUCCGUCCACACAUACACCAAUGACAGGGACGCCACCUGUUCAAAUAUGCGCCUAGAUGUUGACUGAUUCUCACAGACUGUCUUCUUACGGUUAACGUCAACGCACUGUGAAGCUUCCUCCUCAUACCCGAAAAGCACUAACCGAAGUCGAUUAUGGAUCCUGAAAGACUUAAACGAAGAGAGGAGGUCCAAAGAGCAAUGAACUUUAUUCAGUCAUCAUUGCCUUUUCCAGAGCCUGAGAAUUAUGAGCCAUUUCUAACCCAGUUGGUGUGUAACUUGCUGGACGAGGGCAAUGCCUGCUUUCGAGAAGGGGAUUGUCGCCAGGCUAUCCAGCAGUAUGGGGAAGGGAUAAGUGUUGCCCGCUACGCCCAGGCUGAGGCCCUCAUCAUCCCUCACGAGCUGCUGGACAGCCUCUACGUCAACAGGGCUGCUGCCCACUACCAGACGAGGGAGUUUGACCGAGGCAUUCAGGACUGUGACAGUGCACUCUAUGUGUCGGAGGGCAGUCGCAGGGCUUUGUACCGCAAAGCACUUUGUCUGAGGGAGUUGGGUCGACUUAGAGAGGCCUAUGAGUGUGGAACCAAAUGUCUCCUCACAGCACCACAUGACCGACAGGUGAGUGAACUGGCCCAGGAUCUGGCCAGUAAACUGGGUCUGAAGGGCCGCAAAGCUUAUGUCAGCCCUCAGAUAGAGUCGACAGCCAUUGAAGGGGAGAGUCUUGUGGAGACGUCACCACCCACAGGAGAGAUGUCGUCCAAUGGACUGGAAUCUCUGGGAGACAUUGGACCAUCGGACAUGUCCAAUGCACAGUGCAUCCCAGCUCCAUUGGCAACACCCAUCCCAGUCAGUGACGACCUGGUGACCCCUGUUGUGACGCCAUGCUCCGACUUGUCAGAGAGCCCCAGCAGCCAGGGUUUGCCUCCCAUGCCGUACUCUGUCCCGGAGUCUGACGAGUGCAUAGACGAAUGCAACAGCGUCAUCAAGGACAGUCUGCUGGAAUGCAUCCCCAAGAAAGUCAGUGAGAGUCCAGUCCAGGGUGCUAUCCCUACCAAUCUUCCCAACACGGCAGUCGCUCUCCGGCCUCCUUACUCCCCCAACCUUCCAGCCCCUUCCCCUCAGCUUCCUCCAGCCUUCUUCAGCUCCCCCAUCAGUGACAUGCCACCUAUGGAGCCUUACUCAUCACUGGCCCAGCGGGACCAAGGCUCCACCCAGGCGCAGGACGCACUGGGAGGCUUCACUGAAGUUGCGGAUGGAGACGGAAAGGCAGGAAUCGCCACAGGCGGACUGGACUCAUUGUCAGAGUACACUCUCCCUGGGGGACGAGUGUGUCACAGCUUCAUCCCUGGAAUGCGCAACAACACUGCACAUGCAAAUGGUCCAGCAGGAACAAACCUGUCUCUGCUCUCCAGGAACCCGCUGGCAGCCACACAUGAGUUCCGACAGGCCUGUCAUGCCUGUUACAGCAGAAUAGGUCCACGAGUGAUGGACUACAAGUAUCAGCCAGAGGCAGCACAUCGCUGUAAGAGAGAUGUGCUGCUCUGUCGCCUCAAAAACUCAGAUGAUCCCACCUGGAAGAGGAUCAGACCUCGGCCUGUACGGAACAACUUCCUGGGGGCAUUUGUUCUCUGUAAAGAGGUUCAGGAGCGUCAGGAAUGCCAGUACGGGGAGAACUGUACGUUUGCCUACUGCCAGGAGGAGAUUGACGUGUGGACGCAAGAGAGGAAGGGCGCGCUGAGCCGAGAGCUGCUGUUUGAUCCGCUGGGCAGCACAGAGCGGCGGGCGCUCAGCGUCACGCGACUGCUGCAGCUCCACAUGGGCAUGUUUAUGUUCCUCUGUGAGGAAUGUUUUGACAGUAAGCCUCGAAUCAUUAGCAAACGCAGCAAAGAAAACUUAGCGGUCUGUUCAAACCUCACAGCUCGACACCCGUUCGACGACAACAAGUGCCUGGUGCAUGUGGUGAGGUCGGCUAACGUGCGCUACAGCAAAGUGCGUCCGCUGCACCCCCUCUGCCAGUUUGAUGUUUGUCGCCACGAAGUCCGCUAUGGCUGCCAGCGCGAGGACAGCUGCUCUUUCGCUCACUCUGUCAUAGAGCUGAAAUGCUGGGUCCUACAGCAGGAUACUGGUAUCACCCAUGAGGAGAUGGUGCAGGAGUCCAAGAGACACUGGCAAAGGCUGGAACAGAACGCACAGAAGCAACAGAAGCCUAUCCACAUCCCACAUCCUAACAGCAUGCCUACAGGAGGAAUGGGAGGAAUGGGGGGUGGGGUCGGAGGAAUGGGGGGAGAUGGCUUAGGUGGAGGUGUAACCCCAAUGGGAGGGGUCGGCGUGGGGGGACUAGGAGCUGUGGCAGGACGGGGGCGACCCCUGAACCUGAAAAUGAAGUUUGUGUGUGGCCAGUGUUGGAGGGAAGGACAAGUUAACGAGCCCGACAAGAACCUCAAGUACUGCACUGCCAAAGCACGACACAGCUGGACAAAGGAGCGUCGGGUUCUGCUGGUAAAAUCUUUUGAGAAGAAAAAGUGGGUCGUUGUUCGGCCUCUGCCUUUCUCACGCACAUAUCCACAGCAAUACGACAUGUGUGUGCAUGUGAUGAAGCAGAAGAAGUGCCACUACAUUGGAAACUGCUCAUUUGCUCACAGUUUGGAAGAGAGGGACGUGUGGACAUACAUGAAGAACAACAGCCUGAGAGACAUGCAGCAGAUGUAUGAACUGUGGCUGCAGCUCACCAAUCAGUGUAGACGCACAGAUAGCUCAGCGGUGACCCCGCCUCCAGAGGACAAGCAGGUCACCAUAACGGCAGAUUACACAGAAACCAUGGGAGGCCGGCGGUUGUCAGAUGGGGACGACCUCUGAGUGUCACCAUGGUAACCAGAGGCAGCCGAACGGCUGCUGUUGCUGAGCUGCAGACGGACAGACCUGCCACACCAGCUACAACUGUCCAGUCAGUCACCAUUUCCAGUCUGACCUCCUCCAGCAUCCCAGCCAGCAGCAUGAGAGCAAGUGGACACACGACAGAAUAAUAGACCCCACACUCACACACUCACACUCACACACAUACACAAAACAUAUACAAAUUACAGGCACACUGAGUGAAAAUACAGGAUUUGGGCUUUAGUGUUUUGUUUUCUUAUCAUGCUGCAGUUCCACACAAUACCUUUUUAAGUUUCCCCUCUAGUACAUUGUACCGCAGUUCCACAGACGACAGUUUCUCCUUGGACUUAAAAUAAAGGAUUAAACGUCCUGAGUGCUGUUAGAACUCAGCAGCUCUGUGUCCACCAGUGACCUCUUUGAUUCUCAAAUCCUCUGAAAGCACUGAAACGGUCGCGUGACUGGGCGCGCUGGUCGCUGCCCUUUAAAGAAUGCUUGGUAAUAAUUCUGUUUAAGCUCAGCGCUCUUAACUCUUAAAUUGUAACUUUGGAGUGCCAAAAAGAAAGCACCAAGCUCUCAGUGCUGUCUAUGCCUGAUGCUGAAGUAACUACAAACCAAAUAGAAAGAGGUUAUUUUUUCUUUGGUGGACAUUCCUACUUGAGCUGCAUACCAACCAAAUCCCUCUCUUCUUCCUUCAUGGGAAUGAAAGUGAGUCUUGGUUUUUGUUUUUUCCCUGGGAGUCAUUCUUCCCUGUUGUACUUGUCUGCCAUAUUGGUAGAACUAUGUGAAUGUAAAAGCCUGCAUGGGCCAUUUUAAAACAAGGAAGUUCAAAUCAUUUUAAGAUGUUGCUGUGGUUGUGGAAUGCACGACGGAGAUACACUUAAAAAGCAAACUUGUGUAACUAACCCGCCCCCUCUUAAGCUUGGGGGGGGGGGGGAUGGUUUGAUAAGUUGUUAUAUCAUCACAUCAGCUGAUCCAGAGUGGGACGGGCACAAACACACACACACACCUCUUCACAUAUUUAUGUUGUAGUUGCUGUCGGCUCUGCUCAGUUUGAUGGAACUGGUGAUUAAAAUACGUCAGUUAAACAUCUGCAAUGUCAGGGCUUGUGCUCAGAGCGACAGGCACACGUGAAGCCGGUGGAGGAGUCACUGAUGAGUGCAGAUCCCCUCUUGGCAAUAGAUAAAGAUUAGACUGUUGAUAAGCAUUCAGAAAUAACGACCUCACUUGGACUGAAGCACGGUGAAAACACCGACUUAAGUUGUUGAAAAGAAGAUGAUAGCUUCCUAGUAAUUUAAGAGGGAAAAAAGGAACGUUUAAGAGGAUGAUUUAAAAGGCUGAAAAGUUGGAAGAUUAACUUUUUUUCAGAAUAUAUUUUUCUAUAAUCGAUUGUUCUAUUAUUUAAGGUGGUUUGAAAUGAUGAAUUAUUGAAUUAUGCCACGUCUUCAGUUGAACUGGGGUCCUUAUUUCGCUGACGACACGCCGCGCGCCCGCACGGCCUUCAAAACGGAAACCUGGGUUCCUCAUACGCACCUCAGUGUUUUGCUCCCUGCAGCUAACGACAAACCCCAAGAUAAAAAUGCGUCCCUCCAGAGAGGUCCAGUGUUGUAAGAUUUAGUCGCGUCUCUUUUUCGUAAGCGUGUUGGGGAACUACGGUGGCCUUCGCACAACAGCAAUGAUGUGUUCUAAGAGUGAGCUACCACUUUAAAGUCGAAAGGCUCACCUCUGGCUGCUGUAAAAACACAAACAUGGAGGCCUCCAUAAAUCAAGACUUUGGCCUCAUGUACAAAUUAAAAGCUUAUGCUACGCCUAUGAAAACCGAAACAUGGUCAAAAACUAUUACAUUUUGGUCAUAAACCAUUCUAAACGUUACACACUGGACUUUUUUUUUAAUGGGAAACCUGUGAGAAUGACACAGGGAAAUGAUUCACGCCACAUAUUGUGCCUAUAAACAACACAUCCACGUGUGACACACAAACACAGAUACACACACACACACAGAGGCAGAAUCCCUGUUAUGAGACUCGACGGAGGUAUGUCUAUAUUCUGAUACAUAUACACACAUAUUAUGCAUAUUUACAAAUAAUGGUAUACUACUAAUAAUAAUUGAUAACUUAGCGGUUAAGCUUAAUAAAUAUAUAACCUGAAAACCUGUAUUGAUUACAUAGAACUUCUUGUUAUUGAGGUAUUGCUAUAUGACACGUAUCGCUGAACUAGAUGACUAUAGUGAUUUUUUUUUUUUUUUCUUAAAGACUUUUAUUUUGUAAUUUUUCCUUCUGUGUGGGUUGUUCCAGACAGGGAGUGUUUGAGUUUCAUGUAAAAAUUGAUUAUGAAUUUCCCAGUAUUAAACUAAAGCAGUCUGACAUAAGAUUAUCAUUAACACAAAGCAUUAAAAACAUAUUUGAAAUAAGAUUUAGACAAGUUCGCUAAACACCGUCUUUCACUUUUCAAGUAAUUGUCCACAUCAAAUCAUGGACCAGAACUUUAUUGACAAAGGAGACACAAAAAGCAAAAGCAAAAGCACAGACUGUACAUAGAAAUAGGAGAGGAAUAUUUUAAGUAGCCACCAGGGGGCGACUCACUGGUUGCAAAAACAAGUGCGUUUGAAUCGAAGUCUAUGAGGGGGAAUUUGCUUCUUGCUUCCCACUUGAUUUGUAAACAUUUUCCUGGAGGAGUUAAUCGCUCGUUUCAGCUCUUCAGAUCACUGAGGCUUCACAGUGGGAGUUUGGAUUCUCAUUGGCGCAACUCAACUGUUCGCUCCACUUGCACAAAAAGACGAUUUGACAUCUGAUUCAAGCAAGCUAGAGUGUUCAGACUGAGACGCAUCUGAUUUUAGCUGCAUUUCAAAUAGGAAAUCUGUAUCGGUCCAAUAUUGGUCAAAAUCACAGAGUCGGAUAUUAUAGCUAAAAUCCGAUACAAUCCAAAAAUGUCGGACACAUGGUAAAAUUGAAUAAAAAUCAGCAAAAGCAUUUUAGUCGAGUCAUGUUUGGGCUAUUUAUUACAACAAUAGUUGUUGCACAGUUGGAGAACUAUGUCUUUGAAAUGACUCCGCAUAAAUGUGUUGCUAAAAUUACUUUAUCGGACUAAUAUCGGUAUUGGUGGAUUCUUGAGUUUGUGAUAUCAGUAUCAGUUUCGGACACAAAGUGGUAUCGUCCCAUCCCUAAUUUCAAACCACCUCCAAAUGUGGUUGGAGUCAGAUUUUUAGGCCUCACAUGAGUUUCCCCUGUUCUCUCUGCAGUUAAGCGUCGUAGACGGAUGAUAAUAAUAAGGAACCCGUGUCUGGAACAACCCCCCGAUAUUCGCUUCUUUGAGGGAUUGUAUUACUACUACUACCUAGUAUUAUGAUGAAUAUGAUGACGAUAAUGAUUGCUAUCUAUUGACUAUUUCUAUUUCUCUUCUAUAUGCUAUUGAUAUAUGUAUGUUAAUUGCGAUGUAUAUCUCUCUCUUUAUAUACGUAUCCAUGUAUGAAUAUAAUAAUUGACAGUAAAUAUGCGUCUGCGUAUGCGGCGGUGCGCAGCUCGGGCGGUGAGCGGAACGGCGAUCCAUCUCCUUGAUAGAUGUUGUAAGGUUUAUUUUUAAGGUCCUAAAGGUGGUGACGUCUGUUUAAAAUGUUAGACAUGCUAUACCUUUAAUGUUGUCCGAGCUCUGCUUGUCGGCCUUUCAUGGUGGGGGAAAUUAUGUAUAUGAGUAAAUGAGUAUAUACUGUUUCUCCCUUUGCGAGCAGAGCUCUCCGUCUGCUCACUGCCCAGUGCUGUGCCACUUUUUUCUUGAUCUCGAUUUCUCCGUCAGAAGACAGAUGUGGAAACGACAAAAAGCAUACACAGAGGCCUAUAUACUUCUGUAUAGCGCCUUAUUCGAUAUACUACAUCUAUAAGAUGAUACAUACCCUUAUUGUAUAAUCCUGCUUACUAUAUACAGUAUAUGAUACCUGAUACUUAUUAUAAUACUUAGACACCCUCAUAAGGUAAUUUAGAUAAGAGAUGGCGGAGCUGUUUUUCUUUUCUGUGGCUGUGGAAGAGUUUGCUGUCAACAGUAAAAGUGUCUCCAUCUUGUUUUUUUUAUUAUUAUCAUUUUUUUAUUUUCAGGGAGUUUUAAAAAGGACAGGUUGUUAAAAGGAAGCAAUGUUAUUUAUCGCUUUGUUUUAAAGUCCUGCCUUUUUUUUUCUUUUGAAAAACCUGCCCGAAGUGAGUUUGUUACGUGACAGAAAUAAGAAGCAAGAGCGUGAAGUGGGGAGCUCCUCUUCUGUUGCUGGAGGAAAAACCAGCGUUGAUGAUUUAAUUGACUCACACGGGGAAACAAAGAACUGUGGAAGUCUGUGCUGCAUGUUCUGUUUGUGUGUGUGUGUGUGUGUGUGUGUGUUAAAGGCAAAGCGAAUCAUGACACUAAUUAUAAAGGGAAGUUGCAACAUGUGACUGCUUCUGUCCACAAAUCUUUUCUAAUCAGGAUUGUUAAAUUUAUGACAGGUUUUGUUGCAAAAGUCAUUAAUAUUUGGAGAAAUUUGAUAUCGCUGCGUUACGUCCUUAUCUGCCGAGGUUCAGAUUUAAUUUGAGUUCAUCUCGUCUCGUUUUGUAAUCUGGUUUAAUUUGGAUCAAUGCCACACACAUCAUGUGAAAAGAGCUGUUGUUGAAAAUCCCAAAUUGGUCUAUUUACAAUAAAGUCACAGAGAUUAUGUCCAUUCACAAUCUAAUCCAGAUUACAACACUCCCAGUAAAGACCUAAAAGCAGUUUUCCUUUGUGUUGACAUGGUGUCACUUAAGCAACUGCAACAUCAUGCAUUUGCUUCUGUUUCAUCAAACAAAACACAUUUCCUAAUUUUAAGAGUAAGGUUUGUGCACUGUUGGUUUCAUAAUUCUGUUUCAGAUAUUUGCACUUACUUUUGUGAGCUUUACAAAGCAGACAUUAGAUUUAUUGUUGAUAAUAUAACGUGUUCUUAUUUGCUAUAGUCUUUUUGGCUGAAAAGCUAUCUUUGUUCUCUUGACUAAAACCGUUUUAAAUAUCACGCCCUGCUGUGGUUUAAUAAAAGUGACGCAGUUGUCAGCUGCAGAAACCAGGUUCUGGUUAUUCUCUAAAAGUCAUGUGAAUUGGCCUCCUAUAGUUGGUGUCAUUUGAUUCGCAGAACCCACACUCAUCGUAACACACACACACACACACACA
Messenger RNA from Solea solea (common sole), 8120 nucleotides. It is a transcript of the gene zc3h7bb, whose product is annotated as zinc finger CCCH-type containing 7Bb. The transcript has 21 exons. Gene Ontology annotation, biological process: miRNA processing. Bases 252 to 2951 code for a protein of 899 amino acids. The record is from RefSeq and is a predicted model, not a curated record. NCBI's taxonomy places the organism in Eukaryota, Metazoa, Chordata, Actinopteri, Pleuronectiformes, Soleidae. Gene Ontology annotation, molecular function: metal ion binding; miRNA binding; protein binding.